This is a messenger RNA of Saccostrea echinata, 894 nucleotides long. RefSeq names its product GTP-binding protein Rit2-like. Gene Ontology annotation, cellular component: plasma membrane. Gene Ontology annotation, molecular function: calcium channel regulator activity; GTP binding; GTPase activity. NCBI's taxonomy places the organism in Eukaryota, Metazoa, Mollusca, Bivalvia, Ostreida, Ostreidae. The record is from RefSeq and is a predicted model, not a curated record. Bases 1 to 894 code for a protein of 297 amino acids. The transcript is spliced from 4 exons.
AUGUUUAACACAACGCCGCCAAGAAGAGUUCUUAAACUUGCAAACAAGAAGAAAUCUGCAACAGAUGCUGUAGUUCAGAAUCGCUCCAACACCUGUUCUAACUCUGGACAGCACCUCAAUUAUCGCAAGCCCCGAUCUUCGAAAGUCUGUCAGCCAUCAGCGAUUCACCACCGAUACUGCGAUGCUGUUGAUGGGGUUCCGAAUUUUGAAACUACCUGCAGAGGGUACAACUGCAAAAAUUCUUUUCAGUUUUCCAAUUUGUUGGGAAAGAAUUUGAAAAGCUACAUUGAGUCUGAAGAGAAGAACGAAACCCUUGGUCAAAAUGUCAUUGUAAAGAUCAAUGUUAUUGGAUCGCCACAGGUUGGAAAGACUUCUCUUAUACAAAGACUCAGAGGUGAUGCAAGCUCUCGAAAAACCGUUGUUGCAUUAGAUGGACAACCAAUGGAACUAGUUUUUCAUGAAACAGACAUUCGUUUGCAGAGGGAGAUUACGCAUAGAGAUUCAGAUGCCUUUCUCCUCGUUUAUUCACUAGAAGACAGACGGUCCUUGUCUACUGUUGCUCAAAUGGUUCGUCAGAUGCGAUACAAGUAUAAGAUUACCUCGCCAAUAUUCCUUGUGGCCAAUAAGAUGGAUCUUGUUAGGAACCAGUCUUUAACAAAAGAAGACGGAAAGCUCUUAGCACGAGAACACAAAUGUAAAUACUCAGAAACCUCGCUUUUACAACAGAAUGACCUUGAUACAUUUCUUCUCACCAUCCUAAAAGGAGUAGUUGUCAAGGAUGAAUCAUAUUCCGAUAUUGAAUGUAAAAGUAAUGAAUUCGAAUCAACGAACAAGACACAAAAAGGACCGAUUCUAAGACUCCUAUCAAAACUGUCUAAGUGUUAUUCUAGCUAA